AUGUGUGGGUCGCAGAUGCGAAAUCGGCGAAUGUCCAGCUUGAAGUUCAUCGUACGAAAGAGGAGACUCGAAAGCAUUGUCGCCGUCGUUUCUUUGCUGCUCGUCUUGCAAGGCAUGGCGACAGCAGACACCAAGGACCGAAGAAACCAGGAGGUCCUCGAGACAAGAGGCGAGAAGAAACACAAGUACACCGUCAAGGGUUGGCCAAGCAGUGCUCUGCCGAACCCCUCGACCAAGGAGGGAGCAAGCGCCUGCGGGAGAUCGACAGUGAAGCACUCGUCCUCUGUGUGCGAUCCCGAUGGUUUGAUAUCAAGGAAGUCUGCAGAUCAGAUGGACGAGAUGAUCGAUGCGGCUAGGAAACAAGUCGGACUGAAAGACGACGAAACUUCACUAGUCCAUGAUCUGCAGAUUGCGGUAGCGAUCGUAAACAAGAUGGGACCAGCGGACAAAGACAGGAGGGAGCUCGCUACCCGAUACGCUCGACAAGUGCACGACAACUGGGGGCUGGGAAGCGCGGGCAUCGGCAACGGAGUCCUGCUGUUCGUUUCCAAAGAGGACCGUCAGGUGUACAUCUCUACUGGCCGGCUGGCUCGGAACAAGCUCCCCGACAGCGUCUGCAACCAAAUCGUCGACGUCAUGAGGCCGGUGCUGCGACAGGGAUACUUCGAUCAAGCUCUCCUGAAGGGCGUGCAAGAAAUCAUCACGCGAAUUUCCGAGAAGAAAACAUUCUGGGCAAGAUACAAGAACAUUAUCAUCUUCUCCAGCAUCGUAGCUUUCUUCCUUGCAACGGCAUCAUACAAACAAUAUCAGGACAGAAACAGGAAGGAUGAAUUCAAGAAGGCGAUGUCGCUCCUCAAGCGAAUCGAAGAGACCGCGGGCAAGAAGCUCGAGGCUGCACGAAAAGGUUCCAACGAUAACGCUCGGUACAUACGCAACUUUCGUUUCUCUCCCUCCUUGACUCCCAGUAGCUGGCAGUGUCCUGUCUGCCUCGAAGACUACGCCUUUCCCUCCUCCGACAACGACAAGUCCAACAGCAUGGUGCUGGGCUGCGGCCACAGGCAGCAGCAGGACGCCAUGUUUCGCCUCGGGUCUCUCCGGAGGAGGUUCCCCGACCUCAUCUCUUCGACUAUUUUCGAGAACUUCACUGAUCGUCCGGUCGUCUUCACUGAUGUCGAGCGGGAGAUCGAGGUGCGGGUCCCUUUCGUUUCGAUCCUGAUCCCAGCUGACGUUGGGCUGACAGAGGAACUACCAGCGAAUCACGAGGCAUGCGCAGGAAGUGCGGGGCAAGGGAAGCGAAGGGUCGCACUUCCAGGGUUGGGGAGGAGGAAGCAGUGA
This is a messenger RNA of Guillardia theta CCMP2712, 1335 nucleotides long. RefSeq lists its product as hypothetical. The coding region runs from base 1 to 1335 and encodes 444 amino acids. The record is from RefSeq and is a predicted model, not a curated record. Lineage: Eukaryota; Cryptophyceae; Pyrenomonadales; Geminigeraceae. The transcript is spliced from 19 exons.